CAUUCAUUCUGCAUCUGGUGUUGGGUGCUUGAGACAUGAGGGCGAAUCAGACGGGUCCCUACCCACCGGGAGUUCGAGGGAUGGUAGGAGGACAGGGACCCAAGCUCUAACAGUGACUGCCUAGGGCGGUAAAGAAACCAUUGAGGCAUUGGGACCCUGUAGACGCCCAGAAGGCUUCCCGGAGGAGGUGAGGCCCAAACGGAGCCCUGAAAAUGGUUAAGAGUUUGUUCCAGGGAGACAUUGCGGGGGCAUUCUUGGCGGAAGGACCUGAAACGUGAAAGAAACAGGCGUAUUCUGGUAAUUGCGAGGAGAGGUCAACAGUGUGGGAAGUUGGAGAGACCCAGCUGGAUGUGACCUUCAGGACAGAAUGGUGCUGGACUCGGGGGCUCAGGUGUAUGAGCAGGCACCCCCCAGUCUGCCUGCCAGUCCCCAGUCCCUGCACCAUAGGCUAAAGAGCCCAGACCGAGAUGGGCCACCCCUGUACCCCUGGCCUCAGUCCCUGGCUGUGCCUCUGGCUCUGGCAGUCCCCUCAGGGCUACAGCCCCAGCCUGAGCAGCAGCCCUUCUCAAAACUGCAUUUGGGCCGUGGCCACAUGCGAAGGAGUGAGAGCACCUACACUGUAAACAGUGCUGGCUGUCGAGGGCGUGGCACCCGGGGACCAGCCCCUCCUGGACAGGGACGGGGUGCAGGUAGGGGUACCCUGCGGGCUGCAGCCUCUCUGCCUCACAUUGCUAAGACUCGAAGGGAUGCAGGUGGUGGUACCAAGAGCCCCUGUAUGUUGGUGGCACUGAGGCCAACCAAUAUGGACCGUGAGAGGGACAAGUUCUUCCAGUCCCAUUACACCUACAACCCACAGUUCGAGUACCAGGAGCCCAUGCCCACCACUGUGCUGGAGAAGUACUGUGAGGCCUCUGGACAGUUCAUCCAUCAGGCAGUUGGAAUCAUUGAGGCUGUUCUGGAGAAGUUUGGCACCUAUGAACACUUUGAGGCUGCCACCGGGGGCCAGCUGCUGACUAAGUGCCAGAUUUGGUCCAUUGUGCGCAAAUACAUGCAGAAAGAGGGAUGCGUUGGAGAGGUUGUGGUGCAGCUGAGUGAGGACCUGCUGUCUCAGGCUGUGAUGAUGGUGGAGAACAGCCGACCCACACUGGCCAUCAACCUGACUGGAGCUCGCCAAUACUGGUUGGAGGGCAUGCUUCGCCAUGAGAUAGGCACUCACUACCUGCGGGGCGUGAACAAUGCACGGCAACCGUGGCACAGCGCCGAGGGCCGGUUGCAGUAUGGGCUGCGGCCAGCCAAUCCCACGGAGGAGGGUCUGGCCAGCUUGCACAGCGUGCUGUUUCGCAAGCAGCCAUUUUUGUGGCGCGCAGCUCUGCUCUACUACACCAUCCAUCGCGCUGCGCGCAUGUCCUUCCGCCAGCUCUUCCAGGACCUGGCGCGCUACGUGCAGGACGCUGACGUUCGCUGGGAGUACUGCGUGCGCGCCAAGCGUGGCCAGACCGACACUUCCAAGCCUGGCUGCUUCAGCAAGGACCAAGUGUACCUGGACGGCAUCGUGCGUAUUCUGCGGCACCGCCAAACCAUUGAUUUCCCACUGCUGACCUCGCUGGGCAAGGUCUCCUAUGAGGAUGUGGAUCACCUACGGCCCCAUGGGGUGCUGGAUAAUACCCGAGUGCCCCACUUCAUGCAGGACUUGGAACGCUAUCGGCAGCAGCUGGAGCACAUCAUGGCAACCAAUCGCCUGGAUGAAGCAGAGCUGGGCCGCCUGCUGCCUGAUUGAUGUUUAUUGAGGGCUAUCAGCAGAAGUCAUAUGCAGAGGCCUCCAGAUCAGCCCCCAGAAUAAGAAGCUGAUUGCUCUGUGCUUCUACAGCCUGGGUGUUUCUUGGGGGCAUUGGGAGGCCAGGAGCAUUCUGGAAGGACAGGCAGCAGCAUCAGAGGUUUUUGUCCCUUGAUAGUCUUCCUGGUGCCUGUGGACCAGGCAGCAUUUCUGGCAAAUUGUUGAGCAGAGGGGAGUCCUGGGGACAGGAGGGGGGGUGUUGAGUGUUAAUGGGAAUAAGGGGUGGUUUGGGAGUAGAAACUUGUUUUUGCAUGAGAUGCUUUGGGUGUCCAAUAUUCCAGUCUGUCCCUUCCCCCACCUUGCCCCUUGGUGCUCCUUCAGCAUUCCUGCUGUCUACCUCUUACUGGGUCCUGGUGGGGAUUGGGAUCCCUUCUUCUGGGGUGAUUGCCUGCGCCUGGGGUCUUGGCUUUCACACAGGCUCAAAGGGCAGGGGUCCUGAUGGUAUAGACCCAGCUGGGCUGGGGUUUGCUUUCCAGCAUUUUUGCCUCUUUCACUGGUCAUGUGUUUAUUCAAUACUUUUGUGUUCUACUGCCUGGAGCUUGGAGGUAACAGUGGAGGGACAGGACACUACUGGAAGGUAUCAAUUGUUCCUACUUUACCUUCAUUAUACACACAUGGACACAUACAUGCUGGGCUUCAGGUCUUGUGCAUCGAGCCCAAAAGCUCACCUGACCCUUGCACUGGCCUCUGCUCUUCCUGUCUUUUCCCACACUUUCCCAGUUGGUCUUAGGCAAGAGUUGGCAUAGCCUGGGAGCAGCCACCCGCAGGCCCAUUAGGUUUAUUGUCCUGGGCCAGGAGAAAUACACAGCUGAUUGUUGCUUAGACUCAGCUACUACGUGAGGUUGACCCAGUCCCAUUCCUAUCCCAGGCCUUAGUUUUCCCAUCUAUAAAACUUGGAAACACAGCUGGAGAGUUCUUAUUCAUUUAGUCAACACAUAUGUAUAGAGCACCUUGUGCCAGUUACUGGUUAAAAUUCUCACUGAACUCCCAGUUCAGAGGGAAGCCAGACAAUUAAAAUGGCAAUUAAAAUUA
Molecule: messenger RNA, 2866 nt
Organism: Marmota flaviventris (yellow-bellied marmot)
Lineage: Eukaryota; Metazoa; Chordata; Mammalia; Rodentia; Sciuridae
Source: RefSeq, a predicted model, not a curated record